Messenger RNA from Geodia barretti, 828 nucleotides. The record is from the annotation of a GenBank genome assembly. Lineage: Eukaryota; Metazoa; Porifera; Demospongiae; Tetractinellida; Geodiidae.
AUGAUGGCUACUGCGAACGUGAACGGCGCCGAGAUCUAUUACGAAGAGUCAGGGAGCGGACCGCCCAUCAUCCUUUCUGCCGGCGGCCUCCAGGGGGUUGCCAGCAGCUACCAGCCAGUGAUCGAGGGCCUGUCCCAGGAGCAUAGGGUGGUGGUGUACGACCGCCGCUUCGGCGGCCAGUCCCGCAGCCCGAUGGUGGUGCAGACUUGGGACAUGGUCUGCGACGACGUGUUCGGCCUGAUGGACACCUUGGGCAUCGAGCGGGCCUAUCUCGGCGGCGGCUCCUUCGGGGCGGCCAUCUCCCUGGGCUGCGCCGUCCGCCGUCCCGAGCGGGUGCGCGCCAUCUUCCCCUCCAACAUCGCCGGCGGCGUCAUCUGCGACGCCUAUCUCGCUGCCAAGCUGUUCAAGAGCAUGGACUGGGCCGAGAACCACGGCAUCGCGGCGAUCGUGGACGCCUUCGACACCGACGACCGCUUCUCUCCCUUCAGCCCCGAGUUGGCGCAGACCGACGCCGACUACCGCAAGAACCUGGAGUCCAUGAACACCGAGGACUUCAUCCAGGUGAUGCGCGACACCAUCUACGCCCUGUUCGACGGCCCCUACCUGACCCUCGGCAUGACCGAGAAGGCGCUGAAAAGCGUCGCCGUCCCCGCGAUGGUCAUGCCCGGCAACAACGACGUCCACCCUCGCGGCCUCGCCCAGGCCGUCCACCGCCUCGUCCCCAACUGCCGCUGGGCCGAAGUCCGCCCCCACAGCGAGGAGCCGGAAAAGUACACCAAACGGGUGCUGGGGUUUUUGGCCGAGGUGGAGGCGGACGGAACGGGGUAG